Messenger RNA from Paracoccidioides lutzii Pb01, 330 nucleotides. RefSeq lists its product as hypothetical. The coding region runs from base 1 to 330 and encodes 109 amino acids. The transcript is spliced from 2 exons. The record is from RefSeq and is a predicted model, not a curated record.
AUGGAUCAGCGGUGGUAUGCUAUCACCGGCCAAUAUCUGAACAACGGUUUCAGCGGGGAAGAAUUCAAGAUGGAGGUUCUUAAUUUCGAGCUUUCAUUUCUGAUGUCGUUUCUUUCAUUUUUCAGAUUCGGAUCUUUUUCCACAGGAACGUGCACCUCCCGCCCUGUCAGCAGAGUCGUGGAAACCAAUGACAUGGUUGUGUUCGUGCAGACGCCGAUAAAUGGGUUUGCAAAGGUCGGGAUCGACAUGCUUGCGGGCUACCGUUGGGCUGCCAGUGGAGGUCAACAAAUCGUCAAAACGAAGCUGGGCAAAUAUGCCGGGAUAACGUAA